Molecule: messenger RNA, 2079 nt
Organism: Debaryomyces tyrocola
Lineage: Eukaryota; Fungi; Ascomycota; Pichiomycetes; Serinales; Debaryomycetaceae
Source: the annotation of a GenBank genome assembly
AUGUCGAAGAGAGGAGCAAGUGAACAGAUUACUAGAGAGAAUCAUUUAGACCACGAGUCAGACGAUGAACCGAAGUCAAUAAAGCUGGCAUCUGCUAGCGUGUUGGCGAAGAGAAAAAUUCUUAAACCUAGGGGAAGAACGCCAGGAUCGUCAGUUGCGAGUUCUGCGUCGCCAGCACCGUCGUUUGGAUCGAGUGCGACCGGGAACAGUGGGUUGUUUGGAAAUGCGACGGCACAAGAUGGGUUGAAGGGUGCAGAGCAGCCGGGUGUGAAGCCGUUCACGUUUGGGAGUAGUGGUCAGUCUUCGGAGACAUCAGACGACAAAAACGAGAAAAUCAAGGCGUUGAAUACGCAGUUUGUUGCGAUGUUGAAUAAGAACCACAAGGAGGGGCAUGUGGCAAAGUUUACGGAGGCUGCGAAGAAAUACAUCGAAUACUACGACAAGAUAGAACGGGGAGAAAUCAGGAUACCAGACAACAGGCCAGUACUCGAAUCAAAAUCGUCGCAAUCGUUGUUUGGAAAUGCCACGAAGUCAGGGGAUCAACCUACGCCUGUUUCAAAGCCCCAGCCAGCGGUUGAGACUAAGCCUGAAUCUGAUUCGAGUUCUGACUCCGAAGAUGAAAUUAAAGUAGAGGGUCCAAAAUUCACAUUAAAUGCAAAGCCUACCGCUAAGAAUUCCCCGUUUAGCUUUGGUCCAAAACCUGCGAAGAAAGUUGAUUCUGACUCCGAUUCUGAAUCAGAAGUUGAAAUCAAGGGGCCUACGUUCAAUUUCAACAAACCUAUCAAAGAUAAUGUUUUCAAGUUAGAUGGGGCAAAAUCUGCUACAAACAAUGAAUCUAAUAACAGCACGCCUGACUCUAAACAAGCAUUCUCCUUUGGUUCUUCAACUGCUGGAAAGAAGGACGAACCAAAGCCCGCUUUCUCCUUUGGUGUUUCUGCUGCUGAAAAGAAAGACGAGCCAAAACCAGCAUUUUCUUUUGGUGGUUCUGAAAAGAAAGAUGAACCAAAGCCUGCAUUUUCUUUUGGUGGUUCUGAAAAGAAAGAUGAACCAAAGCCUGCAUUCUCAUUUGGCGCCUCAUCCUUUGGUGCUUCAACUACUGAAAAGAAGGAUGAAUCAAAGCCGGCUUUCACAUUUGGUGUAUCUGCUGAAAAGAAAGAUGAAUCAAAGCCUGGAUUCUCCUUUGGUACUUCUACUACUGAAAAGAAAGACGAGCCAAAGCCAACAUUAUCUUUUGGUGCGUCGGCUACUGACAAAAAGGACGAACCCAAGCCGGCUUUCUCUUUCGCCUCUUCUACCCAGAAGACAGAUGAAUCGAAACCCGCCUUCUCUUUCGGCUCUGCUACCAAUAAUGAGAACAGGGGCAUGUUUUCUGGAAGUUCGACUUCAGAUUCCACCCCAAAGCUAUUCUCCUUUGGGUCGGAAAAUAAAGAUACAAAAGAAGAAGAAAAACCAAAAUCGUCUCUCCAAUUUUCAUUUAACCCACCAUCUCAAACAUUAUCUGAAAAACCUGCGUUUUCCUUUGGUUCUUCGAAGUCUGCUACUCCAUUAUUUGGGAACAACAAUUCAACUCCAUCCUUCACCUUCAAUGCUAAUAAUAAUAAAAACGAAGCCGAAUCAAAUUCUGCAACUCCAGAGACACAGCAAGGAGCUGAUCCUUCAGAAGAGGAUACAGGUGGUGAUUUCAAAGCCGUUGCACAAUUAUCUUCCGAAAAAUUAAAUAACCAAACUGGUGAAGAAGAUGAAGAAGCACUUUACACUAAGCGUACAAAAUUAAUGUUAUUUGACCCAUCAAAUUCAGAAAAUCCUUAUACUUCUAGGGGUUUGGGUGAUUUGAAAGUUUUAAAAAACAAGGCUACAGGAAAGUCAAGAAUAGUUGUUAGAGCUGAAGGUGGAUUGAGAAUUUUAUUAAAUACGCUAGUUAACAAGGACAUGACCUACACAACAAUUGGCAAUGGCUCGAUGGUCAGAGUUCCAACCGUUAAUCCAACUGACAAAUCUAUUGAGACAUAUAUUUUAAAGGUCAAAACUGCGGACGAUGGACAAAGGCUUUUAGAAGUACUCAAUGACGCCAAAAAAUAG